Molecule: messenger RNA, 1302 nt
Organism: Diversispora eburnea
Lineage: Eukaryota; Fungi; Glomeromycota; Glomeromycetes; Diversisporales; Diversisporaceae
Source: the annotation of a GenBank genome assembly
AUGAGUUUUGAAGUGAUGACCUCAACGAUCGAAGUCACAGAAAGUCUUGAUACUAUAGGAAAUAAUCUUGGUAUAGCCAAAAGUACAUUUUGUGCUGUUGGUGCUGUUGGAGAGGCUGUAAAUCCUUUUGUGCCAUUGAUUGGUGCUGUAACUUUCGUGAUUUCGGAAAUUAUUAAAGUCUAUGAAACUGUCCAGUAUAAUAAGAAGAUCUGCAAUUCACUUAUGGAUCGUGUAAAUGCUGCUGAGGCAGCCGUCAAAACUUUUAAAAGAAGACAAACUGAAAAUGAACAAAAUUUUUGUAACCAAGAAUAUUAUAAUUCAUUUAUUCGUUUUAUUGAAAUCAUGAAACGAAUUAGAAAAUUUAUCAUUGAUGUAUCGAACUUAAACAAAUACCAAAAAUUCGUACGUACCGGUUCAGUUAAAAGUGGAUUUGAUUCGCUUGCUAAAGACUUUGAUGUAGUAAUGACUGAAUUGCAUUUUACAAUGGCCGUUGCUAAUGAAGAGCAAAGAAUGAUAGAUCAAUCUGCUCUCGAAUCUGAUAUUACAGAUAUGACUAAGUUUUUGGAAAGAAUAGGUGGUAGCAUAAUUGGCACAGAUCAAAAAAUCAAUAUUGUUCUCCAAGAGGUGUCAUUAAUGAAAGAAAAAUUGGAUCAUCCAGAUAGUUCGGAUAAAAAUAUUAAAGCAAAUGAAAUAAAAUCAACUGAUUUGUAUGAUCCUUUAACGUCAAAAGCAACGGAUCGCCGAGGGAAAAAUCCUCAGAUUAUCAAAAAAAUGUAUAAAAAUUUCGAGGUCGCUUGCAAGCCAAUAGAUCUUCAAAGCGAUGACCUUAAAGAAGCUUCAAAAAUUCAAGGACAUCUGGCUAUAUUAGGAAAAUUGCGAGAUUCACCGAACAUUAUCAGAUUUUAUGGUCUUUCAAAAACAGAAAACUCAGACGUUAUGGUAUUUGAAUGGGCAGAAUAUGGCUCUCUCAGAAAAUUGUAUUGUCAGUAUGACAUUGCAUGGCAUGUAAAAGUACAAAUAGCUCUUGAAAUUUGUCGUGGCCUUGCAUUUUUACAUUCUUGUGACAUUCUUCAUCAUGAUAUUCGAUGUAAACACAUUAUGAUGACUACACGCCUGACACCAAAAAUUGCAAAUUUUAAGCAUUCCCGUACGGUAACUAGUCCAACCACAGACAUGAAGGGUGUAACAGAUAUUAUGCGUUGGAUGGCCCCCGAAAAAUUGCGUGAUUCUACAUAUUCUACAGAUUCUACAAAAAAACGUGUUCAUGUUCCUUAUACUUUCAAAUGUGAGAUUUUCAGGUAA